GUUGAUGCUAACUUGCCUGACAUGCAAAGCUAUAGAGAUUAAUUCUCAUUGACAAUGGUCACUUCUUGUUACAACUCCAUGCAUUUUACUUUCUGAAGCUCCCAUUUUCACACCCUUUUCUGGUGUUCUAUUUGUGAGAACUUUGGGAUUCAAGAGUGGAUAUCAAUGGCAUCUCUUACACCAGGAGUUCUGUUAAAGCUUCUGCAGAGUGUGAACUCUAAUGUAAAAGUUCGCGGCGAGUAUAGAUCAGUGCUUCUGCAAGUUAUCAGCAUUGUGCCAGCUUUAACAGGAUCAGAAUUGUGGCCUAAUCAAGGCUUUUUUAUCAAAGUAUCAGACUCUUCACAUUCAACUUAUGUUUCACUAUCAAAGGAAGACAAUGAGCUUAUACUGAACAAUAAGUUGCAACUUGGACAGUUCUUUUAUGUUGAUAGAGUUGAAGCUGGGACACCGGUUCCUCUUCUAGUUGGCGUUAGACCGGUGCCAGGGCGCAACCCUUUUGUUGGUAAUCCUAAAGAUUUGAUGCAAAUUCUAGAGCCAUCAGAGAGUCCAGCAGCUGUUGAUCAGAACGAGGGAGUUGUUAAUGGUUUAAAAAUAAAGGAAGUGUCAGAAGCAAAAGAGGAGAGUCCGAGAAAACAAAAAAUUGUGAUUAAAGAAGAGAAGGCUGGUGUUUCAUCCAGGUAUAUGCAGGGUGUUUUGACAGUGAAUUCCAAGGCUAGUGGCUUGGAUUCAAAUAGUAAUGGAAAGGGUAAUGAGAAUGAUAAUGGUGGAGCUGGUAAGAAGGUUAACGGUUCAUCAAAAGGCAAGCACCAAGAUCAGCUUAAAGGUCAGGCACGCCCGGAGACUCCUUUGCAAAGUCGAUCCAUUGCAGCUUCAUCAAGGCCAGAGGGGGCUGUUUCUGACAUUAAGGAGGCCGUGAUGGCUUCCAAGAAAAUGCCUGCAAAGCACAACUCAAGUAGACAGGAAAACAUGACCUUGAAUUUUCUGUCAAACAGUAAAGAUAAAACUCAUUCUCCAGAGAUGAUAUCGUGGGCCUCUUUGCCUGCCAAUCUCUUGAAGCAAGGAAAGGGAAUGCUUAGGAGGAGAAAUUUAGCUUCCAUGGUUGCUGCAGAAGCUCAAAAGGAGGCAUCUACAUCAGCAAAUCUUGUCAAGUGCCUCAGUCUGUUUGCUGAUCUAUGUUCCUCUGCCUCACCAGAGAACCCUCACACCUCUCUCACCAAAUUUUUCACACUCCAACAGCUCAUUGAUCAACCGAAUGUCACAUCCCCAUUAAAGGAUAAAUCACUUCAGUCAUCCACACACCAUUCUUCUCAAGAGACAGAAAAGUUUAGCAAAAAGACAAGUCUAAUUAAUGGUAAGAGCACAUUGAAGUAUUCUACUAAGACUUCAAUAGAGUUGAGUGGAAAUGAGAAACUUGAAUGGGCUAAAGGAGAUGGUGCGAAAGAGAUCAAAGAAAUGAGAGAGAACCUCAUAAGUGAAACAAGAAAUUGGUUCUUCAAAUUCUUGGAGGCAGCGUUGGAUGCUGGUUUUCGAGGGGGAAAUCAGGAGAAGAAAGGAAAAUACAAUGCAGGAAGAAUGUUAAUGGAGCAAGAUAACCACAUUGCUGUCACAUUAUCACAACUCAAGCAUGCUAAUGAAUGGUUGGAUAAACAAACUAGAAACUUGAGCUCAGAAAAUAAUGCCUUAGUUGAGACUAUUGAAGGGUUGAAGAAAAAGGUUUAUGCCUGUUUGCUCCUUCAUGUGGACUCAGCAGCCUCAGCUCUAGAGAACAGGUCUGAUAGAGGUUGAUUCAACUGAAAGGGAAAUAAUUUUUAUUACCUUAUUUGUGAUAUAAUGUUGAUGAAUAACUUAUAGUAUCUAAGAUUAUACUGAUUGACAGUUUGGUCUAUCAUAAAUAUAUAAAUUGCAAUUCAUGUAUAAACUUAUUUGAAAUAAUAAGGCCAUCCAUGGUCCAACUCUAGUAAU
Molecule: messenger RNA, 1962 nt
Organism: Pistacia vera
Lineage: Eukaryota; Viridiplantae; Streptophyta; Magnoliopsida; Sapindales; Anacardiaceae
Exons: 5
Coding region: 166-1785 (539 amino acids)
Source: RefSeq, a predicted model, not a curated record